GAGUUUUUUUCACUUUUUUUGCAGGUGGUGUAGGGAUGAUGUGCUCACUGAGCGAACAAGGCAAGCAACUGGCAAUCCAAGUGUCCAACAUCCUGGGUAUGGACGUGUGUGGCAUUGACCUACUGAUGAAGGACGACGGUUCAUUCUACGUCUGUGAGGCCAAUGCAAAUGUAGGUUUCAUUGCCUUUGACAAGGCUUGCAAUCUAGAUGUAGCUGGUAUCAUAGCGGACUAUGCCACUUCUCUCCUAACCCCCGGUCGCUUGACGCGGCGCAUGUCCUUACUCUCUGUGGUGUCCACGGCAAGCGAGACUAGCGAGCCUGAGCUGGGCCCUCCAGCUAGUGCCGUUGUCGACAAUAUGAGUGCUAGCUCCAGCUCUGUCGACAGCGACCCUGAGACCACGGAGAGAGAGUUGCUCACCAAGCUCCCGGGGGCUCUAUUCAACAUGAACCAGCUAUUAGCCAAUGAGAUCAAACUUCUUGUGGAGUGAUGCCACAUGUAAAUAGAUGACCAACAGAACUCUCUUGUAAAAUUUUCUUUGAAACCAACUUGCAGUGCUGUUUAUUAGAGAAACUCAGAGAAAUGAGGAAAGGAGAAUCAGUCAAGAGAGCAAGAUUAAAAGGCAUGUGUUCUGUGACAGCUGCCUCUAUUUUUUUGCAGAACGUAAUACUGUGAUAAUUCUUCAGCACUAUUGUUGUAAUGAAGAUGUUUAAUUUACAGCCUAAAUGGGAGUUUUAUUUAGAUGCUGCUUUAGUUCUGCAACAUAUUGCAGUGCAUGGGUGUUUGCAGGAAAGCAUUGAAAUAUGUUUAACUGGAAGAUUUUCAGAAAGUUCUGGCAGCUCUCUAGAAACCUUUGUGAAUUAAUGCAGCAGUUAACUAUCUUGUGCUCUCUAAGGCUUGAUCCUGUAAAUUGCUGACUGCCUUUAAUUGUCAGUGAGAGUUGAAGGUGUUAAAAGGCCAGGUAUAUAAAACUCCUGGAUGCCUACUAUUCCCACUCUUGUGGUAAAUUCAGCAUAGUUUUGAAAUCAUCUCUUUCAGACCUUACAGGGUGUGGCCCUUCAAAUGUUGAGACAGAGAGUGUCAGUUGCCCUAAUGUGAGCUUCUGUACAAGUCUCAAAUUGGUGCCAUCUUGAUAUUAACAGGCAGAUUUGUGUCUGUUUUUCUUUGAGACAUUUGAAAGAGGAUUUCUAGUACCUCAGAUUUUUUCACUUCAAAUCCUGAGUUUGGGAGGUAUGCAGGGGAAUGGGUCAUGUUAUACUGUGGUAGAAGUGGCACAUUUUAACUAUUUUUUGCAUGGUUGGAGGAGUUAAACAGCACUGUAAUGUUUGGUGUAUAAAAUAAUGUUUAAUCCAAUGUGAAAAAAAAUUACACUAGUUUAAAAAAAAAAUGUGCAUUGGCUUGUAUUUGUUAGUGUUUUAGUCAUUUUGAGAGAGAUCUGCAAUGUUAAUGUUCCUUUUUUUUUUUUU
Meleagris gallopavo (turkey) is the source of this 1464-nucleotide messenger RNA. NCBI's taxonomy places the organism in Eukaryota, Metazoa, Chordata, Aves, Galliformes, Phasianidae. The record is from RefSeq and is a predicted model, not a curated record.